Messenger RNA from Heterocephalus glaber (naked mole-rat), 6222 nucleotides. It is a transcript of the gene Gnrhr, whose product is annotated as gonadotropin releasing hormone receptor. Gene Ontology annotation, molecular function: G protein-coupled peptide receptor activity; peptide binding; protein-hormone receptor activity. Gene Ontology annotation, cellular component: plasma membrane. NCBI's taxonomy places the organism in Eukaryota, Metazoa, Chordata, Mammalia, Rodentia, Bathyergidae. Gene Ontology annotation, biological process: cellular response to hormone stimulus; neuropeptide signaling pathway. The record is from RefSeq and is a predicted model, not a curated record.
AUGGAAAACAGUGCCUCUUCUGAACAGAAUCAAAAUCAUUGCUCAGCCAUCAACAAUAGUGUCCCAUUGAUACAGGGCACCCUUCCCACCCUGACCUUAUCUGGAAAGAUCCGAGUGACGGUGACUUUUUUUCUUUUUCUACUCUCCACCACCUUUAAUGCUUCUUUCUUGUGGAAACUUCAGAAAUGGACUCAGAAGAAGGAGAAAGGGAAAAAGUUCUCAAGAAUGAAGGUGCUUUUGAAACACUUGACCUUAGCCAACCUGUUGGAAACUCUGAUUGUCAUGCCGCUGGAUGGGAUGUGGAACAUUACAGUUCAAUGGUAUGCAGGAGAGUUACUCUGCAAAAUCUUCAGCUAUCUGAAGCUUUUCUCCAUGUAUGCCCCAGCCUUCAUGAUGGUGGUGAUCAGCCUAGACCGCACCCUGGCCAUCACCAGGCCCCUUCCUGUGCAAAGCAGCAGGAAGCUUGAACAGUUCAUGACUGGCCUGGCCUGGGUCCUCAGUAGUGUCUUUGCGGGACCACAGUUAUAUAUCUUCAAGGUGAUUCACCUAGAAAAUGGUUCUGGGCAAAAGGAAGUUUUCUCUCAAUGUGUAACACACUGCAGUUUUCCACAGUGGUGGCAUCAAGCUUUUUAUAACUUCUUCACCUUCAGCUGCCUCUUCAUUAUUCCCCUUCUCAUCAUGCUGAUCUGCAAUGCAAAAAUCAUCUUUACCCUGACACAGGUCCUUCAUCAGGAUCCCCACAAACUACAACUGAAUCAGUCCAAGAACAAUAUACCAAGAGCACGGCUGAGGACACUGGAGAUGACAGUGGCAUUUGCCACUUCCUUUAUUGUCUGCUGGACUCCCUACUAUGUCCUAGGAAUUUGGUAUUGGUUUGAUCCUGGAAUGUUAAACAGGGUGUCAGACCCAGUAAAUCACUUUUUCUUUCUCUUUGCUUUUUUAAACCCAUGCUUUGAUCCACUUAUAUAUGGAUAUUUCUCUCUAUGAUUCAUAGAGCCCUCAGUAAUAUAAGGAAAGAAAAGGUACUAACUUGCUUCAUCUGGAAGUAAUAAACACAAAGCUUGCCACAUAUUUAUAUGCAACUUUCUAUCACAUAUUAUUUGGGUUUCUUUUUGCUUUUUCCUGCUAUAAACAUUUUUUUUUAAACCACAGUUCGUAAAAAAUUAAAAUAACCACAGUCUAAGGCAAAAAGAUUUAAAAAAUAAAAAUAAAAUACGGCUGAGAAACUUCACCGCCAUCCAAACCUUACCACGCUGUGCAGUUUUUUCUCUAAAAAGGGCUCAGCAGCAAUUAUAAUCUUAUGCUAUAGCAAUACCUAGAGCACAGAGACAGUGAGGCUUUUGGCCAUAAGAUCAAUUUACCUUCCUCUGAUUAAAAGAGAAAACAAAAACAUGUAUCGUUCUCUUCAGCUUCAAACGCAUUCUAACUCAGAAUACGGAGCCUCCAAGCCCACCGUCCACUCCACCUCGCCAACAGGUCCAUCACACAGCGCAGACCACUCCCUCCCACCUCCAUGGUAUGGGCGGUGAAGAGUCUGCGAUUAAAGGAGGGUAGAGGGUCAAGAUCUGAACAAGGGUUAGUAAUAUUCCUCUAGGCUGUAUAGUCCGCGAGAUUUGUGGUACUAACUGCUAUCAUAGUAACAGUGUUUUCAAACACAAUUAAGAAAAGACUCAUUGAUUGUGUUUAUGCAUAAAACUCUGUUUUAGUCACACAAGAAUUUGUCUAUCUCUUGAUGUUACUAAGUCCGUAAUCUAUAAGUCACUAAGAAAAGUCAAUACAAAAUCAAGCAUAUGCACAAACAAAAAAGAUGCUUUAUACAUAAAGGAACUCUGGAGAAAAAAUGGCAUAAUUUCAGUCUGCAUAGAUCAAAAAAGGCCGCAGAGCAGGAAGGAAAGAAGAAAAUCUAAAUGUGAAACUAGUAUCUACUAAUAUUUAUAUUAAAUAGUAUGGUUUCCAAACUAUGUUUGCACAACACCACUUGUUUCAAUUAAUUCAUUUAAUUCUACUCCUUUCCUGAAAAAUGGGAUGAAGUGGAAAAAAGAAAGGGAAGUUCCUAUGCAGUGAGAAAAAUAUGAUAAAGAGCUUAAAGUAAAUUCAACCAUCACUUAACAUAUUGAAAUUGAUAAGAUAUAAUUAUAUUCUUUUUUUCUUUUCUUUUCUUUUUGAGACAGGGUCUGGCUAUGUAGCUAUAUAAUUCAGCCUGGCCUCAAACUCCCAGCAAUCCUCCUGCCUCAUCCUCCCCAAUGCUGGGAUUACAGGUGUGCACCAACAUGCCUGGCUCCAUUGAGCGUCUUUCUACUCUGUCUUUCAUGCCUUCUUUGUUAUUUAACCCAUACUUUUAGUUAACUAAUCUGUAGCACAACUUUACAUUUGAAUUGAGUAAGAUUGAAAAUACAUAUUAUAUAUAAUAUGCUCAAAGUUUGUAGUAUACUCAUAUCAAGACUUUACAGAUCUCCUGGAUAACACAAAAACAAUCUUCUCUUUAUCUUAUAUUUAUUCUUAAAUUGAUAAUAAAUCUUUCUUCCAGAUUUAAAGGCAAAAAUAACACACAUGUACAAGGUACUAAGGGCUUUAUUCCAUAUAUAUUUAGAUCACAUCUCAGGUUGGUUCUUAAGUAUUCAAGAAACUUCUAUUGAGGUAUUUCUGCAGGCAUUUUAAGUACAUUUACUAAAGGGCUAUUCAAAAUCUAGAUGUAUGAGUCUUUAACUUUGGGCCCACGCAUAGAGUAUAUUUUAAUACAAUUGUUUUUGUUUAGUCCUAUUUGUAUUAUUUUAUGCAUUUAAAAAUAUUAUUCUGAGAGAGGAUUUAUAGACUAUACCAGGUUGCCAAAAAAAGGUUAAGAAUCCUUGCUUGAUUUUGUAUAUUUAUAAGGAAGUUUAUUAUAAAAAUGUAUCCUAAUAUAUUUGUUUAUACAUGUGCAUAAUGUUUAUAUUGAAAUUUCAUUGUUUUAAUAUGCUUAAACAUUCUUUUUGACAUGUUCUGAAAAACUGCACAGAAAUACACAGUAUUUACCAGUAUUAUGGUUUAUAAAUUAUAAUAUGGAUAUAAGUUAAAUGUAGCUUUUAAAUGAAAAGAUUCGUUACUUAACAGAGAGUAUUUCAUAUCUAAUAAGAAAAAAAUUAAGAUUCUUUGGGGGAAAAAGAGGAAAUAUUCUGCAAAGUCAAUCCAACAUAUAAGAUAGCUAAAAUUCUAUUUUAGUUGUCUCAUUCUUUAUUUAACCUAUUCAACUAGUCAAAAGUUGGAUUUCUUUCAGCAAUUUGGUUUAGUAAAGAAGUGACAAACUAAUCAUGAAUUGAACAAAGAUUACAUUAAUUCAGUUUCAGCCUAUUAAACAGUGAUAUGUAGCUAAAAAACACUCCGGGCCUGGAGAGUGCAUAUCACAAAUAUUAUUUUCUCAUUAUCUUCUAGGGAGUUUCAAUCAGCAUAAAUGAGUUAAGAAUUUUUAGAGUAGCCUUACCUUAGAAUUUAUGGGGUAGUCAUAAAGAAUUGGAAUUUCAUGUAUUUUAUCUGUGUUCUAGUUUUGAGUAGUGAACCACUGCCUAGGGCUUUGCUCAUUACUAUAAAGUAAUUCUAUAAGAAUAAAAGGAAAGAAAUAAUAGAGGUCAAUUUAAUCUUACCACUUUAUGAUUAAGUUCAAAUCAAGUUUAAAGCAAGUCUAAUUUUAGAAGUUACAUAAAAUAAAGUUCAUACAUAAAAACAAUAAACAUAUACACGACAUAGUAAUAUAGUUUUCUGAAUUUUAAAUUUUUUUCUUUCUUUUGAAUUUAUGUAAUUCCAAAUUCCCAAAAUAAAUAUACACUGCUUUUGAAGUGAGAUAAAUAACACAACAAAUGUUGUAUGUGUAUGUCUGUACUACUUUUUUAUGCAUAGCUGCUUCUGUUAAGAGUGCUUUCUGCUGUAAGGCAAACGAAUAUCAAACCAGCAGGGCUAUUUUUUCAUUUCAUGUUAUACGGUGACCAGUGGUAGACACAUUAACUUAAAGAUUCGAGUUAGCAUCUCUGCUUCCACUUUUCUUUCCUGAAUAAAACUUGAUUUUCACUAUUACAAACCAUAAAUAUAAUGAGAAAGGAUGACUUCUCACUGUGGCUUUCCUUUCCCCAGAACCCUCAUCUUCUCUUAAAUUGGCCAAAACCAGGAUACAUGACCACUCCUAAACCAAUUAUUAGCAAGGAAGAAGAUUCCCCUGAACGUGUAAGCCCACCUUGGAAGACAGGGCUCAAUUUCCCAACACUAGGAAAUCUGACAGCUGCGGGUGGAAGCAUAGCAUUGUUUCCUUUUCUUUUUGGAAAAAACUGUAUAGCCCCCCCCCAUCGUGUGUGUGUGUGUGUGUGUGUGUGUGUGUGUGUGUGUGUGUGUAUUAGAGGGAGGAAAAAGAGAAAUGCCUUUUGGGUCAGAAAACAUCAUUACAUGCUACAAUCACCAAUUAACUUCUCAAAAGACAUUUGAGACUACAUAUGCCACAAAUUUAAAAUUUAAAUAGUACACUAAACAUAAAGUAUAACAACUAAAUGCAAUUUCUGGAAUAUAAUAAAUCAUAAUAAAUAUAGCCUUAAGCAAAAAGCAAAGAUUUUCAUUGUCUCUCACAAUCUAAAUCAAAGCAUUUUAAAACUCUAGUGGCUGGAAUAUUCAUCUAUAUUGAGAGUAGGUUCUGCCUAAUUAUUGAUUUUCUUGGGAACUCUUGGUUCCUGUUUCUUUCUUCAUUUAUAUGUUGAUGUGUCUGUUUUUAUAAUUAGUUCAUUGGAUAAGAAAUUUUUAUAAGUUCUUUAAAUUCUGGCCAACACUUUAGAUUCAGAGAAAAAUCACCAAAUAAAUUAAUAAAUAACUGCAAUUUGAAGUGGAUUUCCCUAAGGGCUAAUGAAAUUUAACUUCAAAACCCAUUUAUUCAGUCCUGGAAAAGCUCUUUUCACAUAGUCACGUUUUUAUAAAAUUCACUACAAUAAGAUAUUUGAAUCGCAAUUGGUUGACUCUUUCUCUUUUACUGUCUUUCUUUUCUCUUUCCAUGAGACAAUGCUGGAAUGGCCAGGGGAUCUUUAGGAUCCAGCCAAGACAAGGCUGCAUUAGGAAUAUCUUUCAAUUAAAUUUAGAGGGGUAGUAUGUGGUUUUUGGUCACUUCUAUGUAUAAUUAAGUAACUGUUAACCAUUACAGUAAGCUUCUACAUAUAGUACUAGAUAAAACACAUACCAACUUAUCUGGGAUAGCGACAGGGAAGCACAGGGUCAGAGGUCAUAUCAUGAUAUAAAUGUCUAGACAUAAUGAACCUAGAACUAUGUGGCUAGUGAGGGACAGAAGAGGUAUGAAAUCUAUGGAACUUAGUCUUUAAAAAAUUCUGCCAAUCCUUAUCAUGCACAAAUGAAGGUGAUUCACAGUGAGCUACACCCUUGUAUAAUCUCCUUUCUUUGUGUUUUACUGGAACCUGAGACUGGCUUCCACCAUAUUUUACUUAUGGCUAACUAAGGAGAUGUCAUUAUCUUGAUUAAAUGAUAUUAUAAAGCUAAGGUGACAGGAUGUCAGUCUCGUGAUUAUGUCACAUAAGACUUCACCUCAACUGAGAACUUCACCUCUCUUUGAAGAAGUAAACAGCCUUGAGGUGAGCUGCUUUUGCUGGACCUACCAGGCAGAGAAUUGUAGGCAGCCUCUAGGGACUGAGAGUAGUUUCCAGUGGACAGCCAGUAAGAGCGUAAGGCCCUCGAUCAUACAGAUGAAAAGGAAUGAUGGAUUCGAACAACCUAAAUAAGCCUAUGUGCUAAUUCCUCCAUACUGAAGCUGCCAAAUAAGUACACAAUCUCAUCAGCACCUUGAUUACAAUCUGAACUCCUAUGCACAGAAGCUGUGAAAUUAAAAUAAAAAUGUGUUAAGUCACUAAGUUUAUAGUAAUUUGUUAUACAAUAAUAGAAAAUAUAUUUAGCAUGUAAAAUGUAUAAUGCAUUUUGUCAAACAUCGAAUCUAGUCAAAAUGGAAGGCCUCUCCUUUCAGAAAUAGUCAUAUACCAUAUACUCGGCACUGCAACAUAGACUACUGAAAGCUCCUCUACAUUUUUUUCUUUUUGCUUGGAAAUACAUACAAGAUCUAAUUUAUCAGAAUUUCUAUGUUUGUGAGCACAAAGCUAUAGGAGUACUACAAACAGCAAGUAUAACUGUUUUAAGCAUCCUAAUGUAUCAGACUGCAUGAGGCCUUCACUACAGCUGAGCUGAUAUUGGCACCAUGCCCUUGAACCUUUGAAU